Molecule: messenger RNA, 1101 nt
Organism: Aureobasidium musti
Lineage: Eukaryota; Fungi; Ascomycota; Dothideomycetes; Dothideales; Saccotheciaceae
Source: the annotation of a GenBank genome assembly
AUGGACUCGCAAAAGCCGGUACACACCAUCGUCUUGGAUACUGGUGCCAUCAUCCGCAACCAUCCUACUGUAUCGACCCUUCUCGCCCAAUCCGAGCAAAUCAUCACCGUCCCGGCCAUCAUCACCGAAAUUAGAGAUGCUGCCACCCGUACCCGCGUAGAGACGCAACUUAUGCCCUUCUUGACCAUUCGUUCGCCAAACCCUGCGAGUAUCAAGUUUGUCACCGACUUUGCUCGCAAGACUGGUGAUCUGGAUGUUCUGUCGAAGCCUGAUAUUCAGAUUGUCGCGCUAGCUUAUGAGCUGGAAUGUGAGCGCAAUGUCAAGGAGGAAGUAAAGCCUGAGGAGAAGGACGAGGCCAAACAAGACGACGCUGCCGAGAUCAAGCAGGAGGAGACAACCGAAGCCGUGCCCGAGCAAACAUCCGCCGAUGCUGUCCAGCAGAUCUCUGAAGAUUUGGCACAGACAAAGAUCGAGGAAGUAGAGAACACUGCCUCAGAAGAGCCCCACCAAGAGAAAGAUUCGGCAGGCAGCACUGAGAGCAUCCAGAAUGUCCAAAGCGUCCUGCAAGUUGCAACGCUGACGACAGAUUUCGCCAUGCAAAAUGUGCUUCUGCAAAUAAAUCUCAACCUGCUCUCUCCUACCAUGCAACGUGUCAAGCACCUCAAGACCUACAUCCUGCGCUGCCACGCCUGCUUCUGCACGACAAAAGAGAUGAGCAAGCAAUUCUGCCCUAGAUGCGGAAGCCCCACACUCACCAGAGUGGCCUGCAGCACAACAUCCAACGGAGAGUUCAAGUUGCACUUGAAGAAGAACAUGCAAUGGAACACUCGCGGUGACCGCUUCAGCAUUCCCAAGCCCGUACACGGAAGCGCGAAUGGAAGAGUUCAAGGUGGAGGUAAAGGACACUGGGGCAACGAUCUGAUUCUUGCAGAGGAUCAGAAGGAAUUUACCAGGCAUCACGAGGCCGAGAAAAGGAGAAAGGAGAGAGACUUGAUGGAUGAGGACUAUCUGCCUAGCAUCCUGACUGGAGACCGCAACAGCAGAGCGGGCGGCAGGAUGAAGGUCGGUGGUGGUCGCAAUGUUAACUCAAGAAAGCGAUAG